Trichosurus vulpecula (common brushtail) is the source of this 1494-nucleotide messenger RNA. It is a transcript of the gene AMN, whose product is annotated as amnion associated transmembrane protein. Lineage: Eukaryota; Metazoa; Chordata; Mammalia; Diprotodontia; Phalangeridae. The transcript has 12 exons. Gene Ontology annotation, cellular component: apical plasma membrane; endocytic vesicle. Gene Ontology annotation, biological process: receptor-mediated endocytosis; intracellular protein localization. The record is from RefSeq and is a predicted model, not a curated record. Bases 1 to 1494 code for a protein of 497 amino acids.
AUGGCCAGGACAGGUGUGGCCAGGGAGUCUUUGCAAGGCUGGUAUAAGAGCCCUCAGAGGCAUCCUGAGCAAGCAGAGGUUUCUGUUGCUGUGUAUAAGGAAUGGAUUCCAAACACCAAUUUUGAAGACGCUUCCAAUUGGGACAAAAACCGAACUCCAAGUGAGACCGACAUCGCCAUGUUUGACAGCAAUAAGAUGGUCUCUGUAUAUGUCGGGAGCACUCAUGUUCUCACGGGCGCACACCUCCCUCUAGAUGGAGAGUUUAUCUUGGCUCCUGGUGCUGGCUUCGCUGCGUUUGAUGGUGCCUCUGAUCCCAGCUCAGAUUCAGAUCACAACAUCCACUUCCUAAAUGCUGAUCGGUAUAGCUGGUAUGACCCCUCCUUGUGGCACACAGACCUAGAAGACAGUGACCACCUAUUUUCUGUGGAUGCUGAACGUAUCCCCUGUCGCCAGGAUGAUGUCAUCUUCCCACCAGAAACCUCCUUCCGUGUGGACCUGGGGGCUGGUGGCCGGACCAUCAGCCUUCAUAGUAUAUCCAUUCUGGGCCAGAAGUUCAACACGGAUCAGGAGCUGGCUGCCUACCUGGCCAGCAGCACUGGGAAGUUACAGUUCCAUGGAGCAGGUUCUCUGAGGUUGGCUCCCGACCCCUGUGAGGAUCCUUCGGGCUGUGAGUGUGGGAAUGAUGAGGUCGUGGCCUGGAUCUGUGCCUCUGUGCUCCAGACCUCUGGAGGUCGCUGCCCCAAGCCUGCCUGCCAAGGAGCCCUGAAGCCUGUGGGCCAGUGCUGUGAGAUCUGUGGAGCUGUGCUCUUCCUCAACUACACCCAGGCCUUUGAUCUCCACCAGUACAAACAGAGGCUGCUUCAGACCUUCCUGGACCUGCCCCAGGCUUCAGGGGUGCGCAUGGCCAUGUCAAAAGUACGCUGGGCACCAACUCUGCGAGGGUCGGGGCACAUGGCGCGUAGGAGGCGACAGGCCGAGACCAUGACCCAGAUCCAACUGGUGCUGACCGACGAUGGAGCCGGGCCAGAAGCAGGAAGGGCAGCCAUAGAUGUGGCCCAAACCAUCCUCAUUGACGUGGCUGAGCAGGGGGCAGCCUUUGGAGUCCUGUGGGGGGACGUGGAGUUCUCAGGCAGCAGUGGCUCUACAGCUGGUCAGACAGGAACCAGCCUGACCUCAGGGCUAGUGACUGGCAUGGCUAUUGCCUUGGUCCUGGGGCUGAUGGUUCUGCUUGGGGGUCUUCUGCUCCUUCACCGGACCGGACGGGUCAGGCUGUGGCCCCUGCCAAUCCCCACUCUAUGGCAGAGAUCAGAACCUGCAUCAGAUCGAGGGAACCAGAGCUUCGACAACCCCAUCUUUGGCAAUCCGGCCCCUCCCUCAGUCCUGGAUCCUGACCUGGCCGUGAAAGUGGUUUCAGAAGAAGCCUCCUCUCCGACAAGCACCACCAGGACUAGUGGCAGCUGCUUCCCUAACCCCUUGUUUGAAACAGACAUCUAA